CACUUCACUCUCGUGACAUCAUGGUGGCUUACUGGCGACAGGCCGGACUCAGCUACAUCCGAUACUCCCAGAUCUGUGCAAAAGCAGUGAGAGAUGCCCUGAAGACAGAAUUCAAAGCAAAUGCCGAGAAGACUGCUGGCAGCAGUGUGAAAAUUGUGAAAGUGAAAAAGGAAUGAUCUACCUGCAUGAAAUGCUACAUUUCCAAGGUGAAGAUAUGUGGGCAUGUGCCAUGGCAGAUUGAAAACAAUCUCACAUCAUGGAAAAAAAUACCUGUCUUGUUCAUAAAUUGACAAUGUCAAUAAAUUGAAGUAUGCUUCACUCUUAAAAAAAAAAAAAAAUACAA
Molecule: messenger RNA, 343 nt
Organism: Nycticebus coucang (slow loris)
Lineage: Eukaryota; Metazoa; Chordata; Mammalia; Primates; Lorisidae
Product: ATP synthase subunit epsilon, mitochondrial
Exons: 1
Coding region: 21-176 (51 amino acids)
Biological process (GO): proton motive force-driven mitochondrial ATP synthesis
Cellular component (GO): mitochondrial inner membrane
Molecular function (GO): proton-transporting ATP synthase activity, rotational mechanism
Source: RefSeq, a predicted model, not a curated record